Messenger RNA from Penicillium cataractarum, 1368 nucleotides. Its product is annotated as lipase ROG1 family protein. The record is from RefSeq and is a predicted model, not a curated record. The transcript is spliced from 2 exons. Gene Ontology annotation, molecular function: monoacylglycerol lipase activity. Lineage: Eukaryota; Fungi; Ascomycota; Eurotiomycetes; Eurotiales; Aspergillaceae. The coding region runs from base 1 to 1368 and encodes 455 amino acids.
AUGCCUGAAAACAGUACUAAAGCAGACCACCUUUGUGUCCUCGUGCAUGGACUUUGGGGAAACCCAUCUCACCUCGAUUAUGUGGCCUCUGCCCUAAGGGAACGCCAUGAUGAGGACAGUGUUUACAUUCUCUGCGCCAAAAACAACAGCGGAAACUGGACGUAUGAUGGAAUUGAGCUGGGCGGCGAGCGACUGGCCCACGAAAUCGAGGAGACACUGGAGGCGUUGGCCAAGAAAGGGCAGCAGAUCAAGAAGCUGAGCAUCAUUGGAUAUUCCCUCGGUGGGCUUGUGUCUCGAUAUGCGAUCGGCUUGUUGCAUGCGCAAGGGUGGCUUGAUAAGGUGGAGCCCGUCAAUUUCACUACAUUCGCUACGCCCCAUGUUGGGGUACGAACACCGCUCAAGGGAAUUCGAGGUCAAAUAUGGAACGGUCUGGGACCGAGAACCGUCUCUAUGUCUGGCCAGCAACUAUUCAUGGUUGACUCUUUCCGAAACACCGGUCGACCCCUGCUCAGCGUUCUCGCCGACCCGGAAAGCAUCUUUAUUCAGGGGCUGAAAAAGUUCCGUAACCGCUCUGUUUACGCCAACGUUGUCAAUGAUCGCACCGUUGUGUUCUACACCUCGGCGCUCUCUAAAACAGAUCCUUUCCACGACUUGGAUAACAUCAAUAUCAAUUACGUCAAGGGCUAUGACGAAGUCAUCGUCGACCCUGACAAUCAUCUACUGCCGACCGCACCGGAGGAACCAGAGACCCCACCGUCUCGCUGGUGGAAGCAGUUCAAAAAAGUCGUGUAUGGACUGCCCUUCUGGGCACUUAUCAUCCUGGUGGUGCCGCCUGCCAUCACAGUCUUCCUUGCGAAUGCCGCUGUACAGACAUGUCGCAGUCGCCAGCGGAUACGACUUCACUCGGAAGGUAAAAAUGGCUUGCGCUUUGGAAGAUACAAGGUGCCUUUGCUCGUGCAGGAUGUCCAGCAUGUGAUGGAGGAGGUCUUUGAGAAUGUCAAUGCUCGGCAAGAGCCUUCAUAUCUUUCAAGCACCGAGGAUGAGCUUUCUGAUUCAGCGAGUGAAAAGGUCAAAGCCAAAUUGCAGAAUCUUGACAGCGCAUCGUCUAGCCCCGGUCUAGACAGGCCCUCCAAGACUCGUUAUGAUGAGCGGGGACACCUCGUCAGCCAUCACCACAAGCUUGCACUGACGGAUGAUCAAUUUGCCAUCAUUGACUCCCUUAAUGCGGUGGGAAUCCGGAAAUAUCCGGUCUAUAUUCACAAGCACCGACACAGCCACGCAGCAAUUAUUGUCAGAUCGCGCAAGGAUGGAUUUAAUGAAGGCAAAAUUGUUAUGAAGCAUUGGCUAGACAAUGAGUUUGCGGUCUGA